Molecule: messenger RNA, 783 nt
Organism: Melanotaenia boesemani (Boeseman's rainbowfish)
Lineage: Eukaryota; Metazoa; Chordata; Actinopteri; Atheriniformes; Melanotaeniidae
Exons: 6
Coding region: 59-706 (215 amino acids)
Source: RefSeq, a predicted model, not a curated record
UCACUUGCAACAGUUUUGUGCCUUCAGUUCUGGGGCAGAAAGUCCAAAUCAAGCAGCCAUGGCACUGAGAGCGUCGCUAACUUUGCUUUGUUCACUAUCCGUCUUGUCCUCCUCUGGAGCUCAGGAAACUAUUCUUCUGAACUGUAGCUCAGGAACUCAGGUCUUUGAGCGUCUCUCAGCUGAUCUAAAGAUGGCAGCAGAGUGUGGUGAGAAGCCCCCUUCGCAGUGGAGCGCUCAUCAGAGAGCUGAACUGCUGAACUACAUGAGGAAUCUGACCGAAACGCUGCACAAACACCAGCUGAAAGAAUGCCAGGAUGCCGAGCCAAAGGAGUGUCGCCAUGCUGAAGUUCCCAGUAAUGGGGGGCUGGUGUGUGUCACAGUUGCCUACAAGCGCUACUGCAAACCUCUGUGCAAUUCUGGUUAUGAUUUUAGUUUCUUAAGAAGGAGUCGCUUGUUUGAUGAAUGCAGCAAGCAAACGGGAUACAUGUGGAAUAGUCAGUACAUAGGCAACAAACUGGCCGUGUGCAACGAAGCACCUAUCCAGAUUUCUGGAGAAAGUUCUGCAUAUUUUCCAAAAGAUCAGGAUUGUCUUACAACCAAGAGCAACAGCCAGCUGAGUAACAGCGUCAUUGAAGUUUUUACCACUGAGCUGAAGAGUCGGGGGAUACCUGCAGAGCCACAGCUUGCAUGUCUUGUGUGUGGAUGAGUGUCAUGUGGACAAAAGGAGAGAAGCAGAAAAUACUUUGGCCAUGUCAACAAUUAAAUAAAGUCUUUUUGAACACA